Messenger RNA from Cylindrotheca closterium, 2081 nucleotides. NCBI's taxonomy places the organism in Eukaryota, Bacillariophyta, Bacillariophyceae, Bacillariales, Bacillariaceae. The record is from the annotation of a GenBank genome assembly.
AUGUCUUGGGUACUUCAAGUGUGCCUUCCGAAGGCGGGUGUCUGUCGCAAUUUCCCUUGGGAUGUCGUAUUUGCUCCGCUGUCCUAUCAGGGUCUUGGACUUCCACAUCCGUUUGGUUGUCAAGUGUUUAAGCACCUUGAGAUGUUGCUCCGACAUAUGGCCAACAGGACCAAAACUGGUGACUAUAUGGAGGCCAACAUCCAAGCCCAUCAACUUGAAACGGGGACGUCCUUUGGACUUCUGCAACAAGUCUACACCAACACGGCGAUCCUCGCUUCAGACACGUGGUUGAAACGAGUCUGGCAUGAGCUCAAAGGUUUGGACAUCUAUGUCGCCUAUGACUCUCCAGCCCUCUCCCUUCGAUGUACGGACGACUCCCUUCUGAUGGAUCUCUUCAUCAACUUGGAGGUUGAACAGGAGGAACUUUUAUGGCUCAAUUGGUGUCGAAUGUUCCUCCAGGGCUCCUCCACCAUGUCACGUCGCUACGCGCCAGCUCCGUCCCAUCCUUCCUGCCCAUGGUGGACUGCACCGCUUCCUUCUGACGCUCUUCGUGCUACGGUUCGCUCCAUCACUGGGUCUGACAGGGUUCUUCUCACCGGUACUGGCCGUGCCUCUGAACCGUCUUCUUCCUCCAGCCCAUCCAUUCUUCACGCGUGGCAAACGGCUGCCAAGCUCUGUACGGACUAUUACGGGUGGGUCCCCGAUGAGAUCGAGGUUCACGGUGACGAAGCCAUCUUAGCUGAUGCUCUGUUGGACGGUCGCCUGCGUGUGAUCAGCGAUGGAUCCUUCAAGAACGAGUUGGGGACCGCGGCGGUUCAACUCCUGGACCAGAGUCCAUACCGCAGCGAGCUCAUUGGUCUGUUGGCCGGUAUAAUGGCGGUUGAUUGGCUCCUUGAGCAAUGGUCCCCAAACAUUUUGACUGGCCCCAAGGUGCGGAUUGCUUGUGAUGGCCUUUCUGCUAUCAAGAUGGCUUUUGAAGAUCGUCAACUGUCUCCAACUGAUGCCCAGUUUGACCUGGUAUCGUCCAUUCGGGAAGCGAUCCUCCUGUCCUCGGUGGAUUGGGCGCCCCAGCACGUGUAUGGUCACCUUGACAAGUCCAAUCUCUUUGACAAACUUUCUUGGUGGGAGAAACGGAACCUUGAGGUGGAUGGUAUGGCGGUGGAGUACCGUAAGGAACUUGAGACGGCCAAUCAUCUUAUAGCCCCCAACCCUCGUUUUUUCACUAAACUUGCUUGGAGACACUACGGUCACCGAUCAGGUUCCUACUCCUCUAGCCGGCGGUUCCACAUGAGGCCGGCAUCUCACAGGACGGCUGGGAUUAAAAGACCGAUGGCAGCCCUUGACGUCGCUGACGCCCUCUCGCCGUCGGAGGAGUUUGUGAUUUUGGGGGUGGGCCUGGAGCAUCAGUCUCCGCAACCAGUUCCCCAACCGUCAUUAUUCACUGCAUGGGAAGCAGCAUCAGCAGAAGUUGACGAGUACUUUGGAUGGACCCCCGAGGAACUUGAGAUUGUCGGUGAUGAGGGACGGCUGGUGGAGACCUUACUGUCUGGUCACCUCUGCGUGAUCAGCGACGGAUCAUACAAGCGAGCCCUGGGAACGGUGGCUGUGCAACUACUCCCCAGAAAAGGGGAGAAGGACCGCAUCAUUGUUUGGUGCCAGACUCCCGGACUGCCCCAGGAUCAAAGCGCCUAUCGGAGUGAACUGAUCGGCCUGCUCGCCGGCAUCAUGGUUGUUGACUGGUUGCUACACCAGUGGGCGCCAACGCUCCAAUCUAAACCCCGCAUAAGGAUUGCAUGCGAUGGGUUUUCCGCCCUUCUCAAUACCUUUAGCGCUAAUCGAGUCACUCCCCAACAGGCGCAGUUUGACCUGGUCUCUUCCCUCCGCGAGGCCCUUGCGCACUCCAAAGCAUCAUGGGAGCCUAGUCAUGUGUAUGGUCACCUUGAUCACGCUACGCCCUUUUUGUCCCUGUCUUGGUGGUCCAAAAGGAAUGUUGAAGUGGAUAAUUGGGCAGUGGCAUACCGCCAUCAGUUGGAGGCUUCUAACCAACUGAUUGCACCCAAUGCUCGCUUCUUUACUGAGUU